AAGGCAGCUGAGUGUGCUUGUGCGUGCCGUGAACUCGGAGAAACCUGUGCAAAAUCCUUCCCCCGCGGAGGAAACGACGGAACCAAGAGCUACGAAUUGGAGGAUUGGUGGAUUACGAAAUUCCCAAAAAAAAAGAAGGUUCGUAACGGGCAAAAUGCAGAUCAAUAAAACGGAGCAAGCGGCGACGACGAUGACGGAGCUCGGCGGAAGGAUCCAAGUAGGCCCAUCGGUACCAGCAGCAACGGUGGCAGCAGCGGCAGCAGGACCCUCUGCGUUGGCCACCACCGUGGUGGAUGCCCCGACGGAUACGGAUUCUUUGGCAGCGCAAGAGCAGCAACAGUGGGGCAUUAUGCAGUUGUUCUCGAUCUCGGAGGUAACCCAGGCCUCACUCGUCUAUUGCCAGCGUGCAUUGCGCGAUUUCGUGAAACUGCACCAGGUUGUAGCGUACCAAAUCGAUAAACUACCACCGAAAAAGGUGUUCCAAGCGAAACAGUAUCUAAUCGAUUUGGAAGAUGAAAUCCGUAGUAUCGGCAAGGAGCAGGAAGGAAUGGUAGCCGAAGUGACGGAGAAGUUGCGCGAAUUCCAACAAUUUAUUCUGUUGUCGCGUGGAAUCAACAUUCCGAACGAGCUGGCGGACGGGUACGUGUCCAACACGUUCCAACGGUACUACGAGACGUGUGGCAGUCAUGUCAGUCCUCCGCCCGGUCUCACGUUGCGGCGCAAUGUGGCCGAAAUCGCCGAACAUUACAGCAUCGAAGCGAUACUGAAUCUGUACGACGAGGAGUGCAUCGAGCGGACACCCCAGUCUCGUUCGCUGUUGAAGAAACGGCGCAAGCAAGGUCCACAGCCACUGUUGGUUGCUUCCUCACGAUCGCUGCUGAAGCCGCCAACAGGAGAAUCGAAAACCGAAGGGGCAGAAACAGAAACCACCUCUAGCACCGUUGUUGCCGCUCGGCUUGCAACGAAGGAACGGCGUGCGUUUGCCAACAUCGGUAAGCCACCGAUAAAGGCACAAGAAGUUGCAGAUGCGGAAGACCACUUCCCUGCAGACGUGGCGAUCAAAGUGGAGCCAGAAAUAAUCAUCGAAGUGGAACAACAACAGCCACAACCACAACCACAGUGGCCUCUGCCGGGUAAAGCUUGGAAACCGGGCUUCCGUGGUCGGCCACCGAAGGUCGCCAAGGAGCUAGGCCUACAGAAAACUGCCGUAAAUGACAGAGAGCUAAAACCGAGCGUGAAAGAUGAACCAGAGGACAUCGAGGAAGCGGAAGCGGAAGAACAAGAAGGACAGGAAGCGCAGGAAGCGCAGGAACAGGAACCUUGGGUUCCCACCAAUGAUUCAUCGAACGAGGCACCACCACCACCACCGACCACGGCAGCUUAUCGUCGUGGCCGGACUAAUCUGCUGCAAGCGUUAAACAAAACCAGACAGGUCAAUACCAACGUCGAUUUACCCUCAACAUCAACGGCACAGAGCGGAACAGUAGCCUCUUCGAUUCCACCCUCCUCCAGCCAGCACCAGAAAGGGAAGAAGCGUUCGAGAGGCGCUGGAACCGGUGGUAAACUCGCUAAACACCCUUCCACCGGAACUGCAACGUCCAGCGGUUCUUCACCGAACUCACGCUGUUCGACGCCUUCUUCGGGCGGCGAUUCGUCGGAUCCACGUUCAUCGAUCGGUGAAUUUCCGGCCAUCGGAAGCGAACCGCCCGUUCCGACACCGCUCAGCAUCUUCGAGCUGGGGCAACCGCCCUACCUGCGAUUCUUCGGUCUCGUGACGCACGAGGAAGCAAAGGCACUGAAGGAGAGCAAAGCCGUGCGGAAGCGACGAAGCUGUAACAGUACUGAGCGCAAGGACUUCCAUUAUGGUCGGCUCGAUUACUACGAGCAACAGCUAUACCAGCAGGCUUCAGUAGCAGCCGUCACCGCAGCAACAUCCGGACCGGGAAAGCGUCGCGUUGGUUGCUCCAAGCGUCCCGUACUCUACUCACCUCAGGUCGUUGCUAGGAAACGCAAACAGGCGGCGGCGGCAGCGGCACCACUACCAGCAUCUACCAGCAGCUGCACUACUAGCGGAUCCUCCUCAUCCAUCAACAGCAACAGCAGUCCGGAGGGAACGACACUCGAGAACAUGCUGACGGAAUUGGGCGAAAAGUGUUGCUUCGUGUGCAACGAGAAAGGCUCGGUGGCGGAGCUGAGCUCGUGCACCAACUGUUGCAACAUUUACCACAUCGAGUGCCACGAGGGUGCGAACGAGCUCAAGGAGGAACUCUGUCCCGUGUGCCUUACCGACUGAGGGUUGGCCACCUUUUUUCGUCGGUUUUACUUUUACGAGCAACCGGAUGGAGAUGGACCACCGGUUUGCUUGAUCGCAGGUGUUUAGCGCACACAUGCUUAACGUCGUGUACAUGUACAUACAGAAAAUCAUUCCCACGGUACCACACACCCCGGUGGGGCAGCCGUUGUGCUGAAUUUGAAUUGUGUAAAUUGAUGGCGUUGGCCAGAUCCUUAUUCUAAGGUCUAGUGGAGAGAAAGAGUCGUUUCAUAAAUAAUUUUUAAAAGAAUUGCAUGAAAAGACAAGCAGGCCUUGAAGUCAAGGCAAACUUGUUGGCUGUCGAGAACCAAAAACCAAUGUAAAUAGCUGAAAGAGGUAGCAAGGGAAAUAGGCUAGGGAAGUGAGCAGAUGAGAAGGCUCUUAUCAUAGGACGGUAUGUAUCAUGAGUAGUUUCACGAUCUUCAAAGUCAGGAGGUACGCUCCUCAAUUCAGCUUUGUUGCGUACACAAGAGGUCAUCAGGCCUUGUUCUCAUUAAUCUUGUUAAGGCUAUCGUUCUCUUCUGAUGUUUUUUUAACAAUCCUACAAAUGAAAUAAAGAAUUAUUAAUA
Molecule: messenger RNA, 2880 nt
Organism: Anopheles aquasalis
Lineage: Eukaryota; Metazoa; Arthropoda; Insecta; Diptera; Culicidae
Source: RefSeq, a predicted model, not a curated record